Effrenium voratum is the source of this 372-nucleotide messenger RNA. Lineage: Eukaryota; Dinophyceae; Suessiales; Symbiodiniaceae. The record is from the annotation of a GenBank genome assembly.
AUGAGCACCGGCAGAUUGGAGCGGAGCAUCGACCCCGGGCUACGCAAGCGUCUGCUCGAAGCCUUCAGCCGCCGCGCGGAGAGCAAAGAGCUCCACCGGGAGGACCUGCCUGCGGCUCUGGGCAUGGCCGGCUGGGCGGUGACCAAGGAAAUCAGGCUCCUCAUAGAGGAGGCAUACGACAGCUUGUUCCAGUACAACACCAUGACGCAGAAUGAGUUCCUCCAGUUCUUUGAGCACUUCCAGGCUCUGGAGAAGCAACGCGCCUUCGAGAGGCCUUCCAAACCUUCGACGCGGACGGCAGCGGCACCAUCGACUUCGAGGAGCUCGGGGCGCUCUUGGAGUCCCAGGGCAUUUUCCCGCUGCAUCAUGUGA